This is a messenger RNA of Meyerozyma guilliermondii ATCC 6260, 591 nucleotides long. RefSeq lists its product as uncharacterized. Bases 1 to 591 code for a protein of 196 amino acids. The transcript has a single exon. NCBI's taxonomy places the organism in Eukaryota, Fungi, Ascomycota, Pichiomycetes, Serinales, Debaryomycetaceae. Gene Ontology annotation, molecular function: adenyl-nucleotide exchange factor activity. The record is from RefSeq and is a predicted model, not a curated record. Gene Ontology annotation, cellular component: endoplasmic reticulum.
AUGUGCUCAAGUUGCAAAACCCUCAAUUUAUCAAUCGACUCUUUGACUAUCUUGAAGACAACACUGCCGAGGAAAGUGGUGAAGAAGCGGGUUAUUGGAAUAAUUCAUGCCUUAUCGUUGAACAACAGCUUUAAGCUUGAAUACUUGUCACUCCAAAGAGGCCGAGGUAUUGAUAGAUUGGUUUCUGUGUUUCCUGAACUCGAGCAUUCAUCCCAAGUGAGGGUGAUGAACAUCUUGGAGGACCUGGGACUCGUGGCAGAUUUGGAAAAAAGACAAGAAGAAUCACCACAGCUGGAAUUUUCCAAUUUUCUUCAAUCGUCCCUUCACGAGCGAAAAGUGGUGGCAGAACCCCAGUUUCAACUCUACUUCAACAAGUUGACCCAGCUCCACAAACAGAACAAGGACCUCAAACCAACGCCUGAGUUUCUCCAGUGGCUAGCACAAGAGGCCAAUGUCCGCGUAGAGGGCCAUAAAGACACUCGGGAUAUCAGUCCUGAAAACCAGAACUUUGACAGACAAAUGCUCCAGGCAAGACACGAGGUGUUUGGUAACCCCAAUGCUAUGCGUAAAGCGUAUUUAGACGAAUUAUAA